GUGCGUGAGUCGCUGAUCAAGUUCUCUGAGUGGCCAUGGUUCAACAGGGCGAUCCUUCUCCUCAUCUUGCUCAACUGCUGCUUCCUGGUGCUGGAGGACCCAGUCUGCAGGUGUGAAACCCCCGUCUGCUCGGAGAGCGACAAGUACAUCCGACUUCUCUACUAUCGGCGCGACUGCGAGGACUGGCCGACGACGGAGAGGAUGCUGCUGGUGACAGAGAUCUUCUUCACGUCCUGCUUCACGGCCGAGAUGGUCAUCAAGAUCAUCGCAAGGGGGUUCAUCCUGCAUAAGCACUCGUACCUGAGCGAUCCGUGGAAUUGGCUCGAUUUUGUUGUGGUGGUCACCGGCCUGAUCACUCUGAUCGUCCCAAGCUCGGGGAAAUUUUCAUUCUUGCGGACAGUCAGGGUGUUGAGGCCUCUGCGAACGAUGACCAGGAUAUCGGGGAUGCGGCCGCUGAUCAACACUUUCAUCCGCUCUUUUGUCGCGCUCACCAACGUCGUCAUGCUCCUGCUCUUCUUUGCUGUUGUCUUUGGGAUACUGGGCAUUGAGUUCUUCCAGAAGAGUCUUCGCGGGCGAUGUUACAUAGAUCCGAACAACAAUGAUUUCUCCCAGCACCCUGCGGUGUGUGUACCAUGUUUGGUCUGUUGGGUUGAUGUAAACUUGGCAGCGGGAUACUUCAGCUACGACAAUAUCCUCUCUGCGUUCCUCACCAUCUUCCAAGUCCUCACGGUGGAAGGCUGGACUGACAUCUACUAUCGGCAUGGGGAUGGGAGCAGCAUGUGGCUGUCUCGAAUCUUCCACUCUGCCUGGGUGUUCCUUGGAUGCUUCGUGAUUGUCCAGCUCGCUCUGGCCUCCCUGUCUGACGCGUUUCUGCUGGCAAAGGAACCAGAGCCCUUGACGCAACUGUUGAGACAGGAGGAGGAAAAAACACAGAAGGAGAAGGAGGCGCUGCACGACCAGGCCAUCCUCAAGGAGGACGUCAGGUUACAAGUUAGCAAGAGUAAUGUGGAUACCUCGUCCCUGCGAGGGAUUCCAAUCAGACGCCUUUCACUCCUGAGCUCUUUGGCCCGAUCGCUGGUGUACUCCGUUUACUUCCAGCGUUUUAUCAUCGUUUGCAUCAUCUCCAACACCGUCCUUAUGAUGAUCAACUGGCACGACCAGGUAAGUUUCCCCUCCCAGCUGUUCUCCCAGCUCAACAACAUCAACCUCGUCCUCACCGCCAUCUUCAUCGCCGAGAUGGUGCUGAAGCUCUUCGGCCUCGGGGUCCAGAGGUACUUCCAGGACAACUUCAACUGCUUCGACUUCUUCGUCGUUGUGAGCUCCAUCGUUGAGCUUGCUAUCAUCCCUUCCAACGGCAGCAACCGCGGGAGCUUGUCCGCCUUGCGAGCCGUCAGGUUGUUCCGCCUCUUCAAGCUCGCCAGGUCUUGGAAGGACAUGAGGAGGAUUCUCAACACUCUCGCCGUCGCUCUUGGCUCCAUGGGCCCCCUCUGCGUCAUCUGGGUCAUGUUCAUGUAUAUCUUCGCUCUCCUAGGCAUGCAGCUCUUCGGCGGGAAGUUCCGCUACUUCAAGACAGACUUCCCCCGCAGCAACUUCGACAACUUCUUCCCUCAAGUCGACGGCAUCGGAGGAUUCGUGACGACCUUCCAGAUUAUCAGCACGGAGAACUGGAACGUCGUCAUGUACAACGCCAUCAUGUCCGACAGCAAUCCCACGGGGCUGAGAGCCGUGCAGGCGCUGAUCCCCAUCGCCAUCGUCGUCUUUGGGAACUACAUCAUCAUGAACCUGUUCAUCUCCAUCCUCCUCCAAGGCUUCGGGGAGGACGACGAGGAGGAGGCGCAAGAGGCCACCGAGGGCAUGGACUCGAUGAAGUCCAGCAAGCUAUCCCCCAUCACUCUAGCUAUCAAGAAGCUGGUGGGGGGGGAGAAGGUCAAGAGAACGUCCACGCUCGGCUCCCCCAACCGCAUUUUCGCUGCCGGCAACCUCCCCCGGACUGCCUCCCUCCCCAAGAACUUCGAGCCAGUCAAGGAGCUUGUCAAAGUUUUCGGGUUCGACCUGCUGGUGCGGGUCAACCCCCACACCUCCCUGAGGGUCUUGAGGCCCAAGAACCCCUUCCGCCUCCUCGUCAGCUGGCUGGUCUACCACCCAACCUUCGAGUUCUUCAUCAUGACCAGCAUCCUAAUCACAAGUAUCACUCUCCUCCUCGAACGACCCGACGACUCCUGGAGGUUGAAGGUGUUCGAGAAGCUGGACCAGGUGUUCACCAUCGUCUUCACCGUAGAGAUGGUCCUCAAGAUCAUUUCCGACGGCUUCAUCAGCCACAGGUUCUCAUACCUGCGCAGCCCGUGGAACUGGCUUGACCUGGCCAUCGUCAUAAUUUCCCUCGUCGGCUCCUUCGGGCCCAGCAGCAACAUCAAAACUUUCAAGUCCCUCCGCACGCUCCGUGCCAUACGCCCGCUCAGAGUCAUAAAGAGGCACAUCGGGCUCAAGGUCGUUGUUGUCUGUAUGAUCUCCAGCAUCCCAGCCAUGUAUCCUGUGCUCUCCGUCAUGGUCCUCUGGUUCUUGACUUACGCCAUCCUUGGCGUCAACUUCUACGCUGGCAACACGUACAGCUGCUACGACCCCCAGAACCAGAGGUACUACGGCACUUCCUACUUCCAGUCCUCCAGAGGAGGGCUGGGGGUGUGGCAGCCCAAGUACUUCGGCUUCGAUUCCAUCGGCAUGGCUGCGAUGACGCUGUUCGAAGUUUCGACGACCGAAGGAUGGAUGGAAGUCAUGGCGGCAACGACUGAUAUCCCCAACGGCCUGGGGGUAUCACCACUGCCCAACCAGAGCGUGUUCCACUGCAUCUACGCCUGCGUGCAGAUCAUCAUCGGCAAUUUCGUGCUCCUGAACCUGAUCAUCGGUGUCGUCAUUGCCAACUACACCAAGAUCAAGAACAACGAGGAGGGCAUCACUCCUUUCCUCACUCCGGAGCAGCACGAGUGGAAGGAGAUGCAGCGAAUCAUCAACCACCUGAAGCCGAGGACGAGGGUCAAGGGGCCUGAGCAUCCCUUCCGCAACUGGUGCUUCCAUCUCGCCACCAACCCGUGGUUCGAGUACUUCAUGACAGUCUCCAUCGUCCUCAACGUCCUUGUCAUGACCUUCAAGACCCACGACGAGUCAGACUGCAUGGUGGCGGCCGUUUUCUGGAUCAACUUCACCUUCGCCAUCAUCUUCAUCUUCGAGGCCUUCGUCAAGCUGGUCGGGCUGGGAGUCAACUGGUACUUCGUGGACCCGUGGAACGUGUUCGACUUCGUCGUAGUCACUUUCUCCAUCUUCCUCCUCGUCCUCGACAUCGUCCCUGCGCUGUCUGCCCUGAGGACCUUCCGCAUCCUCCGCGUCUUCCGUCUCAUCCGACGGGCCGUUGGGUUGCGCCAGAUGAUUCAGACCCUCCUGAUCUCCGUGCCCUCAAUGACUAACAUCUUCGCCCUCCUGCUUCUCAUCAUGACCAUCUUCUCCGUCCUCGCUCUCUCCUUCUUCUACAACGUCAACACCUCGCAGGACAUGUACGGCAGGAUGAACGACGACGAGGCGAACUACCAGUACUUCGACAAGGCUAUGUGGAUGCUGCAUCGGCACACGACGGGCGAGGCCUGGAACGGCAUCAUGACCUACUGCUCGCAAGACGACCAGUUCCUCGCAUGCCAGAAGGCCUACGGCGACUACCUCGGGGACGGCUGCGGGGGCUACUACUACGGGACCAUCUUUCACGUGCUCUGGGAGGUCAUCGGGACGUAUGUCAUGAUGCAGCUGUUCACUGCCGUUAUCCUCGAGAACUUUCACGAGCUCGCUCACGCAGACUCCGCCACCCUCCCGCUGGACAAGCUCAACGAGUUUGUGGACGCCUGGACUGAGCUGGAUCCUGACGCCACCCAGAAGAUCUCCAUAGCCUCGCUCAGCACCCUCAUCACCCGCCUCUCUCCUCCCCUGGGG
This is a messenger RNA of Guillardia theta CCMP2712, 3972 nucleotides long. RefSeq lists its product as hypothetical. The record is from RefSeq and is a predicted model, not a curated record. Gene Ontology annotation, cellular component: plasma membrane; voltage-gated sodium channel complex. The annotation marks the transcript as partial. Gene Ontology annotation, biological process: transmembrane transport; monoatomic ion transport. NCBI's taxonomy places the organism in Eukaryota, Cryptophyceae, Pyrenomonadales, Geminigeraceae. Gene Ontology annotation, molecular function: voltage-gated sodium channel activity. The transcript has 11 exons.